This is a messenger RNA of Cyprinodon tularosa, 2273 nucleotides long. Its product is annotated as cyclic AMP receptor-like protein A. Lineage: Eukaryota; Metazoa; Chordata; Actinopteri; Cyprinodontiformes; Cyprinodontidae. Bases 480 to 1388 code for a protein of 302 amino acids. The record is from RefSeq and is a predicted model, not a curated record. Gene Ontology annotation, cellular component: plasma membrane. Gene Ontology annotation, biological process: adenylate cyclase-activating G protein-coupled receptor signaling pathway; cell surface receptor signaling pathway. Gene Ontology annotation, molecular function: G protein-coupled receptor activity; cAMP binding. The transcript has 13 exons.
ACGGCUGUUGGCCUUUUCAUUUUCCCCGAAGCCUGCAGGACCGAGUGGCGGGUUUCCCAUUCUCUUCGUUCCUUGGUGCUUUUUCCUUUCAUUUCUGUGUGCCACUUUUCCUCUGAGCGUAACAAAACACCAGAGCGUCUGGUCCUAGCUCUGCUCAUUAUCACAUCUGCCUGCGUCUCUACGUCGUGUGUCUCUCAGCUGUCACUUACCAGCCCCAGUCUUUGUUUGCUGCAUGGCAAAAUAGGUCGGAUUCGUGUGUGUGUGACAUCCGCGAACACCCUUUGAGUACACGUCUCAGGUGUCGGUACAUUGCACCUGUUUAUGUUUAGUGUGCCGGGGUACUCUGAGUGCAAAUCUAAUUUUGCAAUCCCUCCCAGUCUCUGGUGUGUUUGCACACACGUACACUCUCACACGUACAGGUUGUGAUUUUAUCAGUAAAACGAGCCACGGGAACCUUCUCUUUGCUCGGAUGCGUUUUCAUGCUGCUUGUAAUCUGGCUGCUCCGGCGAUAUCACUCCUUGGCUCAGAAGAUGAUUCUCAGCCUGACUGUAGCCGCCUUCUUCGACAGCGUAGCAUAUGUCAUGGGUGAAACCCAUCCGGAGGGAACUCUCUGUGACUUCCAGGCCUGGUGGCUGACAUACUUUGACUGGAGUGCCUUGGCUUGGGUUUGCCUCAUUACUCUGAACCUGUAUCUCAACCUGGUCAGGGAAAUGGGCACCAACAAAUAUGAAAUGUUUUACCAUCUAAUGGCGUGGGGGGUUCCUCUGGUCAUGGCCUCUCUCCCUCUGCUGAAGGGAUACUACGGCCCCGCGGGAGCCUGGUGCUGGAUCACAGACGGUCACGUAGCCUGGAGAUUUGGGAUAUGGUACGUGCCUCUCUUCACCCUCAUCUUCCUCAUGAUCUGCUGCUAUGCCAGAAUCAUCUGUGUGGCCAAUAAAAGAAUGCAGUCCUGGUGGGGAACCUUCAACCCCGAGCGAGAGAGACGAAAGGUGUCUUUGGCUGAGGAGAUCAAGCCGCUAAAGUGGUAUCCCUCCGUUUACCUGCUGGUGUCCAUCUUCCCCCUCAUUAACAGACUACAUAACGCCUUCUACCCUCAAGAUCCUUCGUUCCCUCUCACACUUUUACACGUCCUGUCAGCACCUCUCCACGGUUUGGCCAAUGCCUUUGUUUUUGGCCUGGAUAAAGAGUGGUGGAGUCUUCUAAGCCCAACUGGAUUGCAGCUGGCUCUGCAGUCACGGCUCUGCGACCGGACGCGAAUCGGAGAGUACUACCCCGGGGCGGUGCACUACACACAGGCGGACCUUAUCGACCCGAGCGAUGACGACGACGACGACACCAACGUCCUCUUCUACUCUCCUGACAUGACCCUGAAAGAUCGAGGUCCUUGAGAGGGAGAGAGACGAAAGAGCUGGGGGGAAAAGCACAAAGGAGGGUCAGAGCCAGAGAGAAACACGGCGGAUUAGAAACAGAGAGGAGGGGGGGGAGGCGAGCUGGGGAGGGAUUGGAGAGGAAGAUUGUGGGGACAGUCAGGCAGAUAGAAGCCGGAGAUGAGCUGUCAGGUUCCAUUAUUAAUCCCCAUCCUUUACUAUUUAAUAUCCUUAAGACACCCACCACACAUACAGAGCAGAGCUCCGCUUCUGUGCAACACGGAGUAUCUGAGAGCUCUAAAGCUCAGCCUAAUGUUAAAGGCAUCUGCUGCAUCCCAAAAGGACUCCGAAUGAUUUACCUCCACGAAGCCUGUUUUUCACUGCAUUCUGGAGCAUCUUAGCCUGCCAGAACAAAAAGACAAAAAAAACAUGACGCGCUGCUGAAAGGCAAUCAUAACAAGGUGCUUCUUAAGCACUCGCAGCAAUCACCGUUUCAGCUCCCCGCAGGAGAUGAGUUGAAGGCAGGCCUUUAAAAAUCACCCAGUAUGUCAACCCUUCGCUCUACCAUUAGAUUGAUCCUGGUACUACAUCAUUAUCCUGCCAAUAAGGGGGAUGUUGGUGUACAGUCGAAAUACAAAAAAAGAAGGCAGAGGGGGACAAGUCCGAGAGCACAGGCCCUCACUCGUUACUCAGGCAGUAUUAGUUUUCAGGCUUCCUCUCUGCCCGUAAAUGUUGCAAGUUCUGCACAAGUGCUCCUUUGACUUUGGAUUUUUGAUGAAAUGCUUCAAUUUUUCUAUUACUAUAUUUAUAACAGAUCAAAGUACUGUUUAUGUUCAAAUGUACAUUAUUUUUGUAGAUACCUUGAGCUGAAAUGUAAAGAAAAUACUUAAAGCCUUAUAAACAACU